This is a messenger RNA of Procambarus clarkii (red swamp crayfish), 852 nucleotides long. The record is from RefSeq and is a predicted model, not a curated record. Lineage: Eukaryota; Metazoa; Arthropoda; Malacostraca; Decapoda; Cambaridae.
AUGGCGAUGGAAGAACAGGAUGGAAGCACACCGAACACAAUCACAAGAACACUAUCACACAGCGGAGAACAGCAGCUGUCGUGGAGAGGGCCAGGAGGGAGUUGUGGCAACAGCGUGACACUCUCUGCCAGAAGACGUGGCACCAGCGUGACACUCUGGGCCAGAAAACGUGACAACAGCGUGACACUCUGGGCCAGAAAACGUGGCAACAGCGUGACACUCUUGGCAAGAAAACGAGACAACAGCGUGACACUCUGGGCCAGAAAACGUGACACCAGCGUGACACGCUUGGCCAGAAAACGUGACACCAGCGUGACACUCUGGGCCAGAAAACGUGACAACAGCGUGACACUGUGGGCCAGAAAACGUGACAACAGCGUGACACUCUUGGCCAGAAAACGUGACACCAGCGUGACACGCUUGGCCAGAAAACGUGACACCAGCGUGACACUCUGGGCCAGAAAACGUGACAACAGCGUGACACUCUGGGCCAGAAAACGUGGCAACAGCGUGACACUCUGGGCCAGAAAACGUGACAACAACGUGACACUCUGGGCCAGAAAACGUGACAACAACGUGACACUCUGGGCCAGAAAACGUGACAACAGCGUGACACUCUGGGCCAGAAAACGUGGCAACAGCGUGACACUCUGGGCCAGAAAACGUGGCAACAACGUGACACUCUGGGCCAGAAAACGUGACAACAGCGUGACACUCUGGGCCAGAAAACGUGGCAACAGCGUGACACUCUGGGCCAGAAAACGUGGCAACAACGUGACACUCUGGGCCAGAAAACGUGACAACAGCGUGACACUCUGGGCCAGAAAACGUGACAACAGCGUGACACUCUAA